Gigantopelta aegis is the source of this 6161-nucleotide messenger RNA. RefSeq lists its product as uncharacterized. The transcript has 10 exons. Gene Ontology annotation, biological process: meiotic chromosome segregation. Lineage: Eukaryota; Metazoa; Mollusca; Gastropoda; Neomphalida; Peltospiridae. Gene Ontology annotation, cellular component: nucleus; chromosome, centromeric region. The record is from RefSeq and is a predicted model, not a curated record. The coding region runs from base 107 to 4999 and encodes 1630 amino acids.
GCGGUCAUUUAUAAACUAGACCUACCAAAUUUUGUUUACAGGUGUUGAAGAGUAAUGUGUUUACAUUACAGUGUUAUGUACUAAAACUACAUAUUGCAAUACAUAUAUGGAUGAAAUGGAUGAAGUCACAAAGAUUGCAGAUGAUGUUGGAAGUAAGAAGAAACCCAAGCUGAAAAGAAUUGUGAAGAAGAAGCCAAAGUUUCAUCUUAAUUCAUCAAUAAACUCGAGUGUUUAUGCCAAAAAUAUUACCAUGCAUAAAAACAGUAUCAUGAACACAUCGGUUGUCAAGGCUACCCUGCGUGCCAACAACAAGGCGCUGGCCCAGUCUCUGGAGAAGGUGCGCCUUGACCUGCGGAUGGCCAAUGAGAUAAUCAUGAUGGAGAAGAAGGAGAAGCAGGAGCUACAGCAGCGAGUGGCCACACUGUCCAGGGUGGCCGGGCUCAAAGAUGAACAGUUCGAGAUCGAAGCCAAUCGCAGGAUUGAGGCCAAGCUGCAGCAUCUGAAAUCUCUGCUACACCAGACGAGCCAGCACCUGUUUGAUGGUGGGAUGUGUAUCCAACAAGCCAUGGAAGACUGCUUCUCUUCGCGACUUUCCAAUGGCUCAGAGCCCAGAGGUUCAUCAGUUGGCUUCAUAGCAUCCGACGAUGAUCGGUCACCAAUGCCCAGUCGAAGCAAAAGGGAAGUGGUCUAUCGACCCUCUCUCAUGAACAGCAGUCCUCCUUCAAGGGAGGACGUGAGCAGCACAGCAGAAAAGGACUUGGACACUGUUGAAACCGACAGCGUGAGCCGGGUUGAAAUGAGUAUGAUCUUGGAGCAGUCCAUGAUAAACGCUUCACCUCUUCGGUGUCUCGCAAGUUCCCUGCCUGCUGUUUUGGAGUCUGGUGUUAAUGAAAGUGUAACUGGGAUAAUAGCCAAGGAAAAACGAGACUACGGCAUUCCCAAGCGAGUGUUAAAGUCGGAUCAUAAACAAAUGACUGACACAUCUUCCAAACAAGAUGUCCACAAGGCAGAUAUGGAAAUGGUUGUUCCACGCAGUAGUGAUGUGCUAAAGGAAACAGUAGAGCAGAUGGAACUGACUACGAAUGCGGAAACAGCUGUCAAAAUUGCAGACACCUUGUGCACAGAUAAGAGGAAUGCACAAGAAUCAAUUGUAAAAAACCCAACUCCAUUGACAGACGGCGAGACUCAACAGAAACUCCGACGGGGAACAUUUAUCUUAUCAUCACCAACUUGUCAUGCUACUGUAUCUGGUACGGAAAAGAAUAUUGACAGACGAGGGACUUUUAUUCUACCGGCAUCUACCGCUGAAACUACUGAUGACAACAAGAAGUUAUCCUGUAAUACUGCAUCUGUAGAUGUCCCCAACAACAAAAGAGAAACUUUCUGUGUACGUAAAGUGCGCUCUAACGGCAAUGAUGCAAAACAUUUGGAAAGUGAUGAGAGGGGAAUAGAUACAUCUGAGACAUUGUGUGAUGACCAAUCGGUUUUUAAACAGCCCAACACAGUUGUUUCUCAAUCAGUGUGUUCUGACGAAGGUGUUUUUAAACAGCCCAAUGCAUUCAGCGUUUCUAAAGCACCAUGUAAGGGCAAAUCCAGUACUAAACUGCCUAUCGCAUCUGCUACUUUCCAACCAUCACUUAACGACAAAGCCAUUUUCAAACAACCAAGUGUUGUUAGUGACGAAUGUUCUGUUGGUAACGGCCCAGAUGGGGCAGAUGAAAAUACGAUAUAUUUUAACAGUGACAUGGAGUUGACUGGAGUUAUUGAUGUUACCGCGCUGUCUCAGUCUAAUUCCGAGAUGAACAAUCCGGCAGAAAAGAAAAGCAAACCCCCAGUUUGUUUAAGACUGUCUAAACCGGGGAAGAUCACCUUUGCAGCAUCUAGGAAGGAAAACGAUGGCACAAGAAAGAUUAUCCCAUCCAAAUUACCAUCUAAGGUCCGGUCGAAGUCUAAGUUACGACUGCUCAAGCAAGCCAUCGCUACGGACAUGUCAAAUCCAAAGAAUAUAUUUGAUUUUCACGACAAGACGCCCAGUCAUCUUCAAGAGAAGUCAUCCGUGUUUGACGUUUCUUUGAACGAGUCUGUAACAGCCACGCAGACCACUGUUGACGGAUAUAAAGAAAGACUACUGAAACUUAAGGCUAAAGCUACCAGUAGGAAGUCAAGUGAUGCAGAAACAAAAGCAACACACAUUAACAGUAAAAGCAAGGACUCUGAAGGUGUGAGUCGAAUCACGAUUGAGGAUGGUUCUCAAAAUGAUGAUGACAAUAAAAGCAAAGAGAAGGUUAAGAAGCUACGGACCAAAAAGAAGGUGCAGAUUGAAGCACUUGAAGAUGUGGAAAAACCUGAGAAUGAUGGCAGUUCCAGCAGAAAGUCGACGGUGAAAGUCAGCCUCACAGGUACAGAGGAAACCGAUGGCGGUGGAUUACAGUCUGGUAGUCAGAAGAACAGUAACCAGACACACACCAAGGACUCGGCAGACGACACUGAGCGAAACGGAGACUCAGACCCGCCAGUAAAGGAGAGGAGCAGGAAAUCUCAAACAAAAACAAAGACGCAGACUGUAGAAUCUACUGACGAUACGAGUCAUACAGAAGUUAGCUCUUCCAACAGAAAGUCUUCACAUAAGAAUAGUCUGUCUGAACAAGCUCUUUCUGGAGACAUGUUGGACAGCAAUGAUAAGUGUGUAUCUGAGGAGGAUAAAGCUGGUUCUCGAUAUAACACAAAGGAUGGGAACAAGGAGCUCAUCACGAGAAAACCACAGGCAACGAAACCGGCAACAUCAUUGACUGUGGCAACGGUUAAACUCCUUUCUGAUGCAUGCCCUGUUUACAGUUUACCAUUGAAGGGUAGCCCAGCUCUGAAAGAUUCAUCUCAGUCAGUUAGUAAGAGAAGAAAGAGUACGGCCGAGUCUUCAAAAGCGACAGGCGGCGACACUAGACGUACGCGAAGCCGUAGCCGCAAACGAGUGGAUUACACGGAAGUAAGUUCUGACGAGGAGUUUCAGUCCAGCAGUGCAGUGAGACCAAAACAAAGUCCGGAGAAAAAACGCAGGCCUCGGUCUCGUGGCAGGACCCUGAAGAAAAGCUUGUCAAAAGUACGCAGUGAAAGCGGGACCAUGGUCGAUGGCAGUGAUGUUGAGUCGGCACAGAGUGAAAGGGUAAAUGAUGAAUGCGGAGAACAGAACACUGAAUUGCAUGUGAAAAGCAGGUCAAAUCUUUCAAGGGUAGACAUCGAAUCUAGUUCCACCUGUAAACAGCCUGGCACGGAAACUGGGGGAACUGAAAUCAUGCUGCUUCCCGAUCCAGAAGUUUGCAGUUCACCACUGAAGGACGGUCCAGGACGACUGAGAAAUCGGAGCAGAUCUUUACACAGUUUGGUAACGAGACGCACUCGUAGUCAGAGUCGUAAACGGGCUGUCCCGCUUGAACAUACACUGUCUGAUGAAGAUACCGACAACAGUUCACAACCAGGCAAUGUAGAUGCAUCACCACAAGGUCCUGCAGCAGACAGAUCUAAAGCUCGUUCUCAUGGGAGGUCACGGAGAAAAAAAAGCUUGACUCGAGGUGGAGUAAGAGUAAAUGAUGACAACACAUCAUCGCAGAAUGAAGAGUCCUCAGAGGUGGUGAAUACAACAGAUUCUGAACAGAACAACAGGCCAAGAACUGUGACAGACACAGAAUCAGGCAAGACUGAUGAACUGGUGACAGAUGAACUGAAGAUGAGUGUUCCAUUUACCAGCUCGGUUUACAGUCUGCCACUGAAGGGUAGUCCAGAGGGUUCAGUCGGCUCAACAGCUUCAGGCAGACGGUCAAGAGGUUGCGGCGCUGUAUCCAGAUCAGCAAGUCGGAGCAGAAAAAAGUCGCACGUUGAUGAAGCCUACAGAAGUCGCAGUCGAAGUGGUAAACAUGCUGUCCCUCCUCAAACCACAGACACCACCUCUGAUGACGAGAGUAGCAAGUGUUCACAGCCAAGCAGUGUAGCUGGGUCACCAAAAGGUGCAGAGAAAUCCAAGGCUAGGUCUCGUGGCAGGUCGGUGAAAAGACGAAGUUUGUCGAAGACUCGUAGUAAGAGCAAAAAGAGACUUGUCAGUGAUACCAAGGGUAAUGACGCCUCUUUGGAAACAACACUUACUUCAGUGUGUGGAGGUGUAGAAGAAAGUGCUUGUUCGGAAGCUGAAGGUAACAAGAGUAAAGAAAAUAAGAGAAGACCAAAGGCGUAUGUCAUAAAGAAGAAACCUGAAGCCCUGGCUUGCAGGAAGACCACUUCGAAGGAAUCUCAAGAAAUUUUGGCCAAGCACUCUGACAGUUUUGCCAAGAAGAGAUCGGUGAUGAACUUUUUGACAGUUCUUGACAAAGACGAAAACUCAAAUACAGACUCACUCUCCAACUCUGAUAGUCCUGGUAAUAAAGUUAAAACAAAAGGUGUAGCUGAUACUUCUGACAGACAAAAGAAUGUGAAGAUGACUGCAGUGAAAGGCUCGAAGAAAGCCAAGCAGUCAUUGGAUUCCCCGAGUAAGUGCAUGAAACAGCCAAGUCGCGGGGUUCCGUUCAGAUGGACGCCGCAGGUCAGUCCUCGGGCCACAGUGUCUCUACGGGUCAGUCCUCGGGCCACAGCUUCUCUGCGGGUCAGUCCUCGGGCCACAGCUUCUCCACAGGCUGGGGAAACGCACAAAGACAGCAGCUCCGGUAUUAGGGACAACCAAGUUCGACAGAGUUCCAGCCUUGAGAUUCUGAAGCGGAAGUUGGCGCAAAUGAAGAACCACACGAAUGAGGAAAAUAAUUCUGAAAAUAAUGAAGAUGCCAAGCGAAGUCGACGUGCUGCAGCUGUGGUUGUUAAUUACAAGAUGCCAAGUUUAACUGUUAAGAUGAGGCAAGGUGAUCGCGGAACAUCCUCUCUGUAUGAUGGUGUCUCAAAAUCAGUUUUCAAAAUUUCACCAACAAAAACUGGUGUUACAGUGCAGCAUAAACCCAUGGUUGAUGUGACGAACACGUCGUGAUGAAGAUAUGAGUAAACGAAGAAAGGAAAAGUGCGUCUCACGUACACAGAGUUUACUGUAUAUGUGGGCUUUCUUGGUGUGGAUUCAUGGAAUAUUGAACUUUAUAUCAGUUCUGUUUAGAAAUCUCUGUGUCCAUCUCGUGAAAGGAGUAAGAUUAUGCUGACACAUAUACUGAUAUGAACUAUAAUAUAUCAAAGUGGUUCACAAAGUACUUAACACGUGGGACUGGGGGUGUCAGGGGAUGUUUUCCAAAUUAUAUGAGGGAACACAAAACAAACACCUUUUUAAAAAAAUAAUGCUGGCAAAAUUAUGUUAUGUUCACACUGAAAGUAUGUUUGGGAUUAAAGCAUUCAAUAAUAUUUGAAGGGAGGUUGGUCUUAGUGUUAAAUAAUUAUGAUGGAGGGGGUGGGUAGUGUUAAAUCAUUUAACACUUAUGAUGGUGGAGGAGGGGAGAUUGUGCUUAGUGUUAAAUCAUGGUGUGGGUGGGGGAAGCGAUUGGGUGUAUUUACAAGCUGAAAGAAUACUCAUUUAUUGUUUACAACACCAGACAUUUAAUUCACUAAAAUGUCAUAUAUGCAUUGAAGUUAAAAUGGCCUUGAUAUUUCACUAUAUUAUGAAUGUAGUCUUUUUCUUCUUCUUUUUUUUCCUCUUUUAAUUAGCAGCUUCAAAGAAAUGACAUUGUGUCACCAUAUUUAUUGAUGUUUGUCCAGACAUCUGUACAUGCAUGCAUGUGCACACACAUACAGACAUAUUACAUGUACAUAGAUUUUUCAUGUAUAUAUUUGUACAGGUCUCCAUGCAUACAUUUGUCUUUAUGUAGACAUUUUUUCUCUGCACAUUUUUAAUGAAUAUUCAUAUGUUUGUCUUGAACACAUUCAUAUAUUUAUCUUCAUGCAUAUACCCGUCUUCAUGCAUACAUUCAUAUAUUUAUCUUCAUGCAUACCUGUACCUGUCCAUACUGUUCAUACAUUACUAUUUUCAAUUUUGUGUACAGUGUAGAAAUGUGUAGUAUAACUGGUAUACUGAUCUACCGCAAUAUGCAUUUUUAACAAUACAUAACGCAAUAUUUUCCUAGCAUACUGGUACAUGUAUAUUGCACUUAAUUAUUUUGUAUGUGUAUUAGUAACACAUACAUUUUCAAAGAAAAACAACCAAUUUAAGA